Molecule: messenger RNA, 2489 nt
Organism: Cladophialophora immunda
Lineage: Eukaryota; Fungi; Ascomycota; Eurotiomycetes; Chaetothyriales; Herpotrichiellaceae
Exons: 1
Coding region: 63-1328 (421 amino acids)
Molecular function (GO): NAD+ binding
Source: RefSeq, a predicted model, not a curated record
GGCACAUUGAACCCAUUCACUAUCCCCUUCUCUCGUGCUCUUUGCUUAGCCAUGUCCCUCGCAUGUCCAGACCGCUUAUGCGAAUCCCGUACACGGGGCCUCUGCCACCACCCCUGAUUAUCCCACCAUCGGCAGCCACCAAACAAGGUGCCAUCACCGCCCUCUCGCAUUUUCUGACUUCUCCCGCGCCACCCUCGCCCAACCCGUCCCCAGGCCAAGAUGCGCAGCGUGAGGGAAAUAAGACAGUCCUUCUCACAGGUGCAGGCAUAAGCGUCGCCUCAGGCCUGGCCGACUAUCGCGGCGUCAACGGCACCUACACCCAGAACAAGAGCUACCGACCCAUCUAUUACCACGAGUUCAUCUCGAGCCACGAAUCCCGCAAGCGAUACUGGGCCCGCUCAUUCUUGGGCUGGAGGGGUCUUCACCGCUCAAAGCCCAACGCCGGACACUAUGCCAUUCGUGAUCUCGGAAAGCUAGGGUUGGUCGACCGUGUGGUUACUCAGAAUGUCGAUUCGUUCCACGGUCUUGCGCAUCCGCAACUGAAGACGGUGGAAUUACACGGGUUUCUCAGGGCUCUGGUCUGUCUGAGCUGUAAGAGGCUCAUUGACCGCGAUGAUUUCCAGAAGAGAUUGGCCGAGUUGAAUCCCGCCUGGGCGGAGUUUCUGCAACUGCUCCUGGCGUCCGGGGCAUUGGACACUGAGAAUCCCACCGAAAGGAGGAGGCUGGGUUUCAGGACAAACCCCGACGGUGACGCCGACGUCCCUGGCGCCCCGUACUAUACGUUCAGAUAUCCCGCCUGUCCACAUUGUCUAAAGCGGCCGCCAAUUCUGCAAGAUGGCAGCAAGGGGCACGUGGAUGUUGAUGCGGACGGUGCUUGGGUACCGUCACCCACGGCAUCCGUGGCACCCUACGGCGUGGGCGUCCUCAAACCCAACGUGAUCAUGUUCGGUGAAUCCAUCUCAACCGAAGUGAAAACCGCAGCGGAGGAAGCUAUUGAUGCCGCGGCCAAGAUCUUGGUCGUCGGCAGCUCUCUCGCAACCUACUCGGCUUGGCGGCUGGUGAAGAGGGCGCAUGAGCGGGGCAUGGGCAUCGGGAUCUUGAACAUGGGUGGUGUCAGGAAGGAGGAAGUAUUCUUUGGGGAACUCCUACCACACCGCCAUUCCCAGGGGCAGGGAGAUCAACAUGCGGGAUGGACAGCAUUGAGACGGGAUCUUGUGCGUGCCAGUUUGCCAGCUGAAGAGGUCUUGCCUGGAGUGGUCGAUGCGAUUCGCGCCAACAUGUCUGAACAAGAGCAACCCCCUGCAGCGCGCCUCCAAUCUUAUCCCUGAAGCCACCUCUCCCACAGGUGUCUGGUACUCUCGGAUCAGCGUAGAGAUCUUUAGGGACACCUUGGUUCAUAGCUGUGGAACGCAUCUCAUUUGUGACUCGGGCGGACGGGGCCGUCACGGUCAGAGAACGCUACGAGCUCUUCUAGACCUUGGCCUGGAGAUAUCCAAAUGCUAUGAACCAAGAUCAAUGUCAAGGCUGUCUGGGAUCUCCGGAAGGUCGGGAUGAAUAUACGUGAAUUUAUCUUCCAAGUCGACUCCUAAAUGAUGCCGAUCCAGUUAAUGAUCAUGCUCGCCACCAAUACCAUGCUGAACAAAAGUAUAACAAAGAACAUGGACAGGCCCCGUAAAAAAAUCUGCCCGCGGAAAAGAGCGUUUUGCUGGCGAAAGAAGCGAUAUGCACCGACGACCACGCUGAGGAUAGCGAGGACGAAGCUGGUGCACGCCAUUGCUUUUGCCAACUGCACAGCAUCUGCCGAAUCAACGAGCCGCCCAUUCAAAAUGCCAAAUUGCAGCACUACCAAGCCGAAGCCCGCCAUUCCAAAUCCGAACUCGAACCAGCUGAUGAAUGUUUCCUCAUUCGUGAUAUGCUCACGAACAUUGUAUCCAAACUCCAUUUCCACCGCCACAUACUCAUCCCAGAACUUUUUGAGAGACCAAUUCUCCCUCGCAUCACGGGGUUUGGUUGUUGCGGUCGGGGUUUGUUCGAGCCCAUCCCAGAACUGCCUGGCUAUCUCGACAUAGUCAGAUGUGGCGUCAAGGGUGGAAGAGGAGGCUAGUCUUGGAGACGGUGGAUAGGAUUGAUAGAUGGUAGUAGUGUGUCUGUCGUCGUUCAUUUGUAUAACUGCAGAGGAGGAGUGAAGGCGGCGUCUGAUGGCCAUGGCUGUGCGUUUGAAGAAAGGACCUGCAAAAAGAUCUGUGAUAGAACCAAGGGAGAAAGUAUAGUUCGCGAGAUUCGCGUAAAGUAUGUCGAGUAGUACCGAACACCUCUUAGAUCGCAAUCCAAGGACUCAGGGAGUGUAAAUCAAUUGUUUUACGGCUGAGAGAAUUUGGAAAGGAUUGACAACCCACCUCUCUGCUUAUAAGGCACUUGGAGUAACAGGCCCUCCUUCCGCGACGGCAAAACCAAUAUACCAAAGUUCUUCUUCGAUCAUGGCAACUACC